AUGGCUUCUUCUGCUCUGUCGCUAACCUCUGCUUUCGUCAAUCCUCGCUCGUUGUCGGAUAAUCUCAAGGCGAAUCGAAAGCUUGGGGCUUCCAAUCAUUUUCUGGGAAAAGAUUAUGUCAAGGCAAAGCCCUUUACCAGCACACGCAUGAGUUUAGCAGUCGAGGUUUCCAGAUUCAAUGAAAUAACAAUGGCUCCUCCCGACCCCAUUCUUGGUGUUUCUGAAGCAUUUAAAGCGGAUACGAAUGAAAUGAAGCUUAACCUUGGUGUUGGUGCCUAUCGUACUGAAGAACUUCAACCCUAUGUUCUCAAUGUUGUUAAGAAAGCUGAAAAUCUCAUGCUGGAACGCGGGGAAAAUAAAGAGUAUCUGCCAAUCGAAGGUUUGGCUGCAUUUAACAAAGUUACAGCAGAACUAUUAUUUGGAGCAGACAAUGUUGUUAUUAAGGAAGAAAGGGUUGCCACUGUCCAGGGUCUUUCAGGAACUGGGUCUCUGAGGCUUGCUGCAGCCCUCAUAGAGAGAUAUUUUCCUGGUUCCAAAGUUCUAUUGUCAUCUCCAACAUGGGGAAACCACAAAAAUAUUUUCAAUGAUGCCAGAGUUCCAUGGUCUGAGUAUCGAUAUUAUGAUCCCAAAACUGUUGGCUUGGAUUUUGAAGGGAUGAUAGCUGACAUAAAGGCGGCUCCAAAUGGAUCAUUUGUGCUACUUCACGGUUGUGCGCAUAACCCAACUGGCAUUGACCCCACUCCAGAACAGUGGGAAGGAAUUGCUGAUGUCAUUCAGGAAAAGGGCCACAUUCCAUUUUUUGAUGUCGCUUAUCAGGGUUUUGCAAGCGGGAGCCUCGAUGAAGAUGCGUCCUCAGUGAGGUUGUUUGCUGCACGUGGCAUGGAGCUUCUGAUUGCUCAGUCUUACAGUAAAAAUUUGGGUCUCUAUGCGGAAAGGAUUGGAGCAAUUAACGUUGUAUGUUCAACGUCUGAUGUUGCAAAAAGGGCUUUUAAAGCUCAUGGCGAGACGAACAAAAUGAGGUAUGGUUUGUCGAUUUCUGAAAAUCGAUACCUCUCAUAUAUANCUAAGAUAGUCGCGAAUGUAGUGGGGAACUCUGUUCUCUUCAAUGAGUGGAAAGAGGAGAUGGAGAUGAUGGCUGGAAGAAUAAAGAAUGUCCGCCAGAAAUUAUACGAUAGCCUAAGUGCAAAGGACAAAACCGGCAAAGACUGGUCCUUUAUUCUUAAACAAAUUGGAAUGUUCUCGUUCACAGGCUUGAACAAAGCUCAGAGCGAGAACAUGAGUAACAAGUGGCACGUCUACAUGACAAAGGACGGAAGAAUAUCGUUGGCCGGUUUAUCUUUGGCAAAGUGCGAAUAUCUUGCCGAUGCUAUUAUUGAUUCGUACCAUAAUGUUAGCUAA
Molecule: messenger RNA, 1398 nt
Organism: Striga asiatica
Lineage: Eukaryota; Viridiplantae; Streptophyta; Magnoliopsida; Lamiales; Orobanchaceae
Source: the annotation of a GenBank genome assembly